AUGGCGUCAGACGGGAUGAUUUUAACGAACCACGACCACCAAAUCCGGGUCGGAGUCUUGACAGUGAGUGACAGCUGUUUUCGAAACCUCGCAGAGGACCGCAGUGGCGUCAACCUCAAAGAUCUUGUACACGAUCCCUCCCUGUUGGGAGGUAUGAUCGCUGCCUACAAGAUAGUGCCAGAUGAGAUAGAUGAAAUCAAGGAGACUCUUGUGGAUUGGUGCGAUGAAAAGGAACUUAACCUCAUCCUAACCACCGGAGGCACAGGCUUCGCCCCGAGAGACGUCACACCAGAGGCCACUAAGGAGGUGAUAGAGCGCGAGGCUCCAGGGAUGUCUCUGGCAAUGCUGAUGGGAUCCCUCAACGUCACACCACUAGGCAUGCUUUCCAGACCUGUGUGUGGUAUCCGAGGGAAGACACUCAUCAUUAACUUACCAGGAAGCAAGAAAGGCUCCCAGGAAUGCUUCCAGUUCAUCCUGCCGGCGUUGCCGCACGCCAUUGACCUCCUUCGGGACGCAGUGGUGAAGGUAAAGGAGGCGGCAGAUGAGCUGGAGGACUUGCCGUCGCCACCACCACCCCUGUCGCCGCCGCCCAACAGUUCGCCGCGCCGCCAGACGGAGGACAAGGGCGUGCAGUGCGAGGAGGAGGAUGAGGAGAAGAAGGACAGCGGCGUGGCAUCCACCGAGGACAGCUCCUCCUCCCACAUCACCGCUGCAUCCAUCGCCGCCAAGAUCCCAGACUCCAUUAUCUCGCGGGGUGUGCAGGUGUUGCCCAGGGAUACGGCCUCUCUCAGCACCACGCCCUCGGAGUCGCCCCGCGCCCAGGCCACCUCCCGCCUCUCUACGGCUUCCUGUCCCACACCCAAAGUGAUGAAGAGGCCAGAAAGGUCAACAAUCUGUCCAUCAAAAUCUAAAAAAAUCCACAGGCAACUCCCUGAAAUCAGACAUCACCUAAACUGGAACAUCAAGGGAAUUAGUAAUGUGCAGUCACGAUGCAGCAGCAAAGAAAAUAUCCUAAGAUCAAGUCACAGUGCAGUGGACAUCACCAAGGUGGCCCGAAGGCACCGCAUGUCCCCCUUCCCCCUCACCUCCAUGGACAAGGCCUUCAUCACUGUGCUGGAGAUGACUGCCGUCCUGGGCACUGAGAUCAUCAACUACAGAGAUGGGAUGGGUCGAGUCCUGGCUCAGGACGUUUAUGCCAAAGACAACCUGCCACCCUUCCCUGCUUCUGUCAAGGAUGGUUAUGCUGUGAGAGCGGCUGACGGCCCAGGCGACCGCUUCAUCAUUGGAGAGUCCCAAGCUGGAGAGCAGCCCACUCACACAGUGAUGCCAGGCCAGGUGAUGAGGGUGACGACGGGUGCCCCUAUCCCCUGUGGGGCCGACGCUGUAGUCCAAGUGGAAGACACCGAGCUCCUUCGUGAGUCUGAAGACGGCACAGAGGAGCUGGAGGUACGAAUCCUAGUACAGGCUCGUCCAGGGCAGGACAUCAGGCCUAUCGGUCAUGACAUCAAGCGUGGGGAGUGUGUGCUGGCAAAGGGCACCCACAUGGGCCCAUCUGAAAUUGGCCUCCUGGCCACUGUUGGAGUCACAGAGGUGGAGGUCCAGAAAUUCCCUGUGGUGGCCGUCAUGUCCACAGGGAACGAGCUGCUGAACCCAGAAGACGACCUCCAUCCUGGGAAGAUCAGGGACAGCAAUCGCUCCACCCUGCUGGCCACCAUCCAGGAGCAUGGCUACCCCACUAUCAACCUGGGCAUCGUGGGAGACAACCCCGAUGACCUUCUCAACGCUCUGAAUGAAGGCAUCAGCCGCGCUGAUGUCAUCAUCACCUCAGGAGGAGUGUCCAUGGGAGAGAAGGACUACCUUAAGCAGGUGCUGGAUAUCGAUCUUCAUGCUCAGAUCCAUUUUGGUCGUGUUUUCAUGAAACCAGGUCUCCCAACAACAUUUGCCACCUUGGACAUAGACGGUGCUCGCAAACUAAUCUUUGCCCUCCCAGGAAACCCUGUGUCCGCUGUUGUCACCUGUAAUCUUUUUGUCAUCCCUGCCUUAAGGAAGAUGCAGGGCAUUUUGGACCCUAGGCCCACCAUCAUCAAAGCGAGGUUGUCUUGUGAUGUGAAAUUGGACCCUCGCCCUGAAUACCACCGCUGCAUUCUGACAUGGCAUCACCAGGAACCUCUGCCGUGGGCACAGAGCACAGGGAACCAGGUGAGCAGCAGGCUCAUGAGUAUGCGCAGUGCUAACGGGCUCCUGAUGCUACCUCCAAAAACAGAGCAAUACGUGGAGCUGCACAAGGGCGAGGUGGUUGACGUCAUGGUCAUCGGCCGGCUAUGAUGUCAUCACAGAGGGACGGAGAGUUGGCGUCAUAUAGCGAGGGUCGGAAUGGGUGGUUCACGGUGCAUGUCCACAUAUCAUUGACUAUUCUGUAAUAUGCAACGGCACAGCUAGUUUUUAUUGAUUUGGAUAACGUUGAGGUAUAGUCAACAUCUUGAUCACAACCUAGAUACAUAUGAAAAAAUUAAUUUAAAAAGAUUAUAGUAUUUCAAACAAAGAAAAUAUAACUUUUAAUGAAAAAAUCAAAUUAUAAAAAGAGAUUUAUUCUGUAAUAUAUUAUUAUGAUUAUUCUUAUUAUUAUUAUCAUUCUUCUUCUUAUUAUCAUUAUUAUAUUAAGGCAACUUUGUUCCUUUCAUUGCAAUUGCUUUGUGUGUUCAAUGCUAGACCUUAUCUAUAGCAGUAGCAUUUUAAUAGACAGCUGUAGGUGCCUGCCAGGACAAAAAAAAGAAAAUUAUUAUUUUCUCAUCUUUAGUGGAAAAAAAUAAUCUGUUUUUUGAAAAUGAAGAAAACACUGAGGAAGACUCCAGAUUUCCCAUGGUGCUCAGCAGAGAGGAAGAGGGGGCACAUCAAGGCCGCUUCCUCUUUUGAGCGCCCAUCAAGGUGACACUUCUGUUUUUCUCUCAUUAGUAUGCAUCAUAAUGGCUUCACAAAGAGCUUUGCUUGUUGUUUAUCUUGUGAGUCUUGUUUAUGUGCGCAGUGCCAAAUGCCUGGGCAGGGAAGAGGUGAUGUUGG
Toxotes jaculatrix (banded archerfish) is the source of this 3057-nucleotide messenger RNA. It is a transcript of the gene gphnb, whose product is annotated as gephyrin b. Gene Ontology annotation, molecular function: molybdopterin molybdotransferase activity. NCBI's taxonomy places the organism in Eukaryota, Metazoa, Chordata, Actinopteri, Toxotidae. Gene Ontology annotation, biological process: glycine receptor clustering; gamma-aminobutyric acid receptor clustering; establishment of synaptic specificity at neuromuscular junction. The record is from RefSeq and is a predicted model, not a curated record. The transcript has 26 exons. Gene Ontology annotation, cellular component: cytosol; postsynaptic membrane; dendrite. The coding region runs from base 1 to 2325 and encodes 774 amino acids.